Molecule: messenger RNA, 1143 nt
Organism: Plasmodium inui San Antonio 1
Lineage: Eukaryota; Apicomplexa; Aconoidasida; Haemosporida; Plasmodiidae
Exons: 1
Coding region: 1-1143 (380 amino acids)
Source: RefSeq, a predicted model, not a curated record
AUGGACUCGACAAAUAUUAAACAGGGGCUAAGCAACGAGAACAGCGGUGUCCCCGACACAACGCUGAAAACGGAGGGCGGCACACACAGCGCCGAGGUGGGGGAAGUGACACCGAGUGGGAAGCGGGCCGAACUGGACAUGGGGGUCGAUACGGUUGAGUGCGGCAUCGCCAAAGACGCGCAAUCUGCCCAGAGACAAAAGGGGCAGAAAGGGAGUGUCCAUGGGGAGAGCCACAAAAGGGAGAGCGGCCUGACCGAUGACCAGCGGUCCGAUCGGAAGAAGAGCCAAGGACAGAGUGAGAUCCCCACCCCACGCAGCGAUGUCGAAUUUCACAAACUGUACGAAAGCGACGACAACAAUAUUGUGUCCCCACGGAAUAGCUCCACUAGUGAGUCCCUAAAAAAAGAAGAGCUAGACAAAGAGAGCAAAAAGAAAAAAAAAAACAACAAUAACGACAAUAACAAGAACAACCACCGCAACAACAUGAUGCUUAACACAACAAUGCUGCAGUCAUACAUUAACAGAAGCUACGACAAAGUAUCGAGUGCUUUUAUUAAAACUUCUAAAUCGUUGCUGAAGAGAACAAGUAACAUUGGCUACUCCGAGAGGGGAAGAGAUGUAAAAGGGGGCAGCUCCGACGGGGUCGAUGCGGGAAGUAAAGUUGAAAAGGCCAGGGCAAGGCUGCUGAGAAGUUGCCUUACCGGGACGGAGAAGCGGGUGGAAACGCACGCGGCAGGUGAUAAGGAGAGUGCAUCGGAUGACCUCUCCGCCUGCCAUGAGCCCGACGAAAAUGACUUCUUCACCGACAACUUCGAUUUGAUAAAUAAAACGUUAAGGGAAGAUAACAGAUGGGGGGAGGAAAAUAAGGAGCGUAUGAUGGGAAAGUGCAAGAACCUACUAAAUGGCAAUGAUGCAGCGAAGCUAUAUAACAAAAUCGAUGACCUCUACGAGGAGAGGAUCCUACUCGUCAAAUAUAUUAACUACUACAUGGAUAUAAAUGAGAAACAUCAACGUGAGUUGCAGAAGAUCCAAACAUCGUACGACAUUUUGCUCACAGAGAAUGAGCAGCUCAGUCAGAACAACAUCACGCUGAAGAGGCACAUUGAUUUGUUGCGCACUGGGGACACGCGCGCGCAGGAGUGA